AUGCCAAAGAUGUGGCUUCUGGUACGUUCCGUACUCGUGUGCUUCAUUGUUGCAGCAAAACCAGGUCACAGUCAGUCUACAGCAUGUGGGGGAGAACUCGUCGAACAAAGCGGGGUGAUAUCUUCGCCUAACUACCCGAACAACUACCCCGACAACGCACGCUGUCAAUGGACUAUCACAGCCAAGGAAAACGAAGUCGUUGAUCUCAGAGUCUAUGAUGGCGCCACGGUCAACUCUCCACUUCUGGCAGUCUUGUGUAGAAUUAUGAGCCAGACAGAGCUGGCUAGAACCAUAAUCCGGUCUACAGGAAACAGGAUGCUGGUUGUCUUUGAGUCUGACGACAGCGGCCAGAGACCCGGGUUUGUGGCCAGCUUCUGGUCACAUGGUAAUU
Messenger RNA from Candidula unifasciata, 391 nucleotides. NCBI's taxonomy places the organism in Eukaryota, Metazoa, Mollusca, Gastropoda, Stylommatophora, Geomitridae. The record is from the annotation of a GenBank genome assembly.